Molecule: messenger RNA, 570 nt
Organism: Paraglomus brasilianum
Lineage: Eukaryota; Fungi; Glomeromycota; Glomeromycetes; Paraglomerales; Paraglomeraceae
Source: the annotation of a GenBank genome assembly
AUGAAUAUCGUCAAUAUUUUAGAGAUCGCUAAUCCACCCCCACCUGGUACGAAACCUCCCAGUCCAAACCCUCCACCCAAUUUUCCUCCACCUGGUGACGGCGGUGAUGCUACUGAUACUCCAGGUCCUACAUAUUAUGGUCCUCCCGUUGCAGUAAUCACAAUAACAAAAAUUUCGACAAUGAUGUCAACUACCAUGCAAGCUGAAUCUGUCACGUCGACACUUACUGUUAGUACCGUUGUGACUGUGACUCCAAAUGUUGUUACUAGUUCUGUUAAUGCUAGUCCAAUGCCUAGCAGUUGGAAAAUUGCUAUACCCGUCAUAUCUCUGGUCGGCGUAGGGGCACUUGCUUUAUUCUGGUUCGGGAAAAAAAAAGAGUAUAUCCCUGCGUCUUCACGAGACGAUAAUAAUAAUGAGUCACAAGACGGUAAUGGGUCACAAAACGGUAAUGGGUCACAAAACGAAGGCGAUGGUAUAACAUCCCAGCAGAGCAACGCAGAAUAUUCCCCAGUCGGAACAACACUCCCAGCGAGCAGCAGUAGGAUAUCCGGAGAUGGAAAUGGAGAAUAG